Messenger RNA from Rhagoletis zephyria (snowberry fruit fly), 1342 nucleotides. RefSeq lists its product as uncharacterized. Lineage: Eukaryota; Metazoa; Arthropoda; Insecta; Diptera; Tephritidae. The record is from RefSeq and is a predicted model, not a curated record.
CGAUACAGCAGCGCGAAAGCGGCUGGUAGUGCAGUGUACAUGCACAAAGCAACAAAGGUAAAAUGCAUUUGGAGCCUCAUAAAAAUUGUUAAUGCAACAACAAGUAAUGCAGAAUAAAAACCAAACAAACGAGAAAAUAAUAUUUGUUAAAGUCAGACAUCAGCCAAUUGCCAGUGUCCAGUAACCAUUUCAGCUUAUAUUCGUAAUUCAGAGAUUCUAGUUUUUCAUCUUUGGGUUGAUCGUGGAAGAAAAUUGCAGCGCAGAGUUCACACAGCAGAGAAGUGCGGAAAAGGUGAGCUGGGUUGAAAUGAGAGGCGUCGAAGAAAACACCUUGCUAGACUCUAGCAUUUGCAUUUGUUCAGUGAAGUGAACGGCUUGGCAUAAAAAAAAAACGCAUAGCUUAAAGCUGUUUUUAAUGAAAAGUGAAAUAAUAAAAAAUCAGUUGAUUGCAAUGCACUAACGGAGCCAGCAGCAAACUUACAUAAAAGUAAAUACAUUAGAAGAAUCUAGCUAAUUGAAUCAAUUGGUAGCAAAUCAGUAGGAGCAGAGAUUAAUAUUUGUGCUACCGUAACUUUACUACAAAUUUUGGUUGUUAGACAAAAAAAUGGGUAUGAACAAUUUAUCAAUUGAUGGCGAGUUCCGUUACAUCAUACAGUGGUUUAACGAGUGGAGUGAAUUGCAGCGUGAUGAUUUUGUGCCGGUGUUGGUGGAGUAUCUGCUGCAAGGAGAAGCUGGUGCUGGUCAAGUCUAUAUGAACGGGAUGGUGAACUCAGUGGCACAUGCGGGUAUCCAAGAUAAGCCAAUGAGCUUAUUUCAAUGCAGGAUAAAACUUUUCCGAGAAUGGAAUAAAAAAUGGCCUUUAGAACUAAAGUUGAAACUACAAGAGAAAAUUACAGAAAUGGAUUCGAAAGUAGGGGAGAAGAUCGUAAACGAAAUCAAGUCACAUGGCGGCGAACAAUUGAACAUUGAAAUGAAUGGUUUUAACGGUGUCGGAGAAGAUAUAGAAGCACCUACUGAACCUGAGGUGGGCGACGAGGGAAAUUCAACGUCUUUUGGUGUCACUGACGAACUUUCAGAGACAACAGAGGAAGCUACCAACUUGGAUAGCCAAAUUGUAGCAGCAUUGAACAAUGAAACACCGGUUGAUGACAAUAUCACUCUAACAAAUACAAACAUUAGUACUACUGAAGUAGACUCUACCGCUGUCACAGUGAAUUCUUUUAUUGAUACACAACUGCGCUUGGAACCUGCUGAUCAAGAUCUAAUGCAAGCACAAAGCAUAUUCGAAGAAAAUAGUGUAUUGGCUGAUUGUAGCCCAAACACGACUGCCACUGUCGCAUAA